This is a messenger RNA of Corylus avellana, 782 nucleotides long. The record is from RefSeq and is a predicted model, not a curated record. Lineage: Eukaryota; Viridiplantae; Streptophyta; Magnoliopsida; Fagales; Betulaceae.
AUGAGUCAGCAGAAGUUUGCUUCUAAUGUGGUGGAGAAGUGCUUAACUUUUGGUGGUCCUGAGGAGCGUCAACUUUUGGUGAAUGAGAUGCUUGGUUCCACUGAUGAAAAUGAACCCUUACAGGCAAUGAUGAAGGAUCCAUUUGGAAACUAUGUUGUACAAAAGGUUCUUGAGACCUGCGAUGACCAGAGCCUCGAGUUGAUUCUUUCUCGCAUCAAGGUUCAUUUGAAUGCCUUGAAGAAGUACACAUACGGUAAACAUAUAGUUUCUCGAGUUGAGAAGCUGAUCACAGCUGGAGAAAGGCGCAUAGGGUUCUCGGUCUCCUUCUCUUCUUAAGGUAUCACAAUUUAGAACAAGACGUUUUUCCUCAACCGUCACCACCACCACCACCACCGAACACUUUGUACAGCUAACAUGGAUUUGAUCAAGCUAUUAUCUGGAGCCCUUAUAUUCUAGGAGACUAUAGUAGUAGUUUGUAAGUAAACACAAAAAAUAGCCGGCCCACUGGAAUAAGAAAAUUUUCCUACAAUAUUAACUGCAAAGACUCCAAACUCCAAAGAGGCGCCAUCUUAGGAAGCCGAGAUCAAAGAGAAGGCACAAUAUAAUUUCCUAGCCUUUUCGAGAUUACUUGUAUAAGCUUCAUAGUUUGUAUAGCAAAAUUAGUUGUAAAUGGUAAAUCACAAUGUCAAGAGAGAGGAUAUUAGUCCAUAUUAGGUUUGAGUCUUUGUUACAUACAUAUGUCAAUUUUCUUGAGAUAAAUAAUUUUGCUUUCUUUUGGCUGU